This is a messenger RNA of Corticium candelabrum, 1138 nucleotides long. Its product is annotated as alkaline ceramidase 3-like. Bases 33 to 896 code for a protein of 287 amino acids. Gene Ontology annotation, cellular component: endoplasmic reticulum membrane. The transcript has a single exon. The record is from RefSeq and is a predicted model, not a curated record. Gene Ontology annotation, biological process: ceramide metabolic process; phytosphingosine biosynthetic process. Lineage: Eukaryota; Metazoa; Porifera; Homoscleromorpha; Homosclerophorida; Plakinidae.
CGCAAACCGCUAAUCAUAAUGAUCUCUAACUUAUGUUUGUGCCCAUGCGCACGGUAAACACGUGUAGUGGACAACAAAUGCCGCCGUCGUAUCCCGACAAAGGAGUCGGUUUCUGGGGUUCUCCGACCAGUACAUUGGACUGGUGCGAGAAGAACUACGUGGUGACCUUCUACAUCGCCGAAUUCUGGAAUACAAUCAGCAAUGUCGCAUUCAUCGUGCCCGCCGCCAUCUCCCUCGUCAAGGCCAUAGACGAGAGUCUGGAAUUGCGCUACAUCAUUGCCUACGCCCUGCUGACUCUGGUUGGUGUCGGCUCGUGGGCUUUCCACUCCACGUUGCUGUACACCUCUCAGAUGCUAGACGAACUUCCGAUGCUGUUCGGGGCGUGCAGCUUUCUCUAUUGCAUUUGGACGUGCAACUCGAAGGAAGGAGUGAGAGAUUGGUCGGCUCUGAUUUUGACACUCACCUAUCCGAUAUUCACCUCGCUGGUAUACUUGACCGUCAAGGAGCCUCUGUUUCACGAGCUCUGCUACAGCAUUGUUGUCUGUCUUCUCAUAUAUUACUCAGUUAGAGUAAUGAAGAAACUCGGCGGCUCGGGAAGACUGUAUUUCAUCUCUCUGUCGGCAUAUGUGAUUGCCAUUUCCUUGUGGGUUACAGAGGUACAGCUCUGCCCUAGUGUACGACACUUCCGAGACUUGGUCUGGUGGCCACUGAAACCGGCAACUCAACUGCACGCCUGGUGGCAUUUGUUUACCGGAGCUGCCAGCUACCUGCACGUGCUGUUCAGUUGUCAGAUGAGGAUGCAGAGGCUCGGAUAUCCAUGCAAACUGGUUAGCUUUGGAGGUUGUAUGCCAGUACUAAAGGCACCUCCAGAAUGGACCAGAAGAAAGCAUUAUUAGGCGAUUUGUUUUCUCGACCAGAGAGGCAGCAGUUGGUAACCUACGUGGUGUUGAAGCAAACUCUCACAAGUAAGCACAAUUGAAUAUUAAUUAAUUAAUCAAUUAAAAGGUCGAUAUCACAGAAAUGUUAGAGAGCUUGCUCUACCAGUCUCUAUCAGUAGCUAUAGAAUAUUGCAAAUUAAAUAUUUCCAGACUUCUCAUCAAGUCAAAAUACAGUUUACAGAGUGUGAUACUCUGUUGCA